AUGGCUGGUUGUUUUUGUUCUUCGUUGGGUAGUGAAUCUCAUGAACAAGUUCGUCACCAAACGGCCAAAGUUAUUUCUAUUCACGGUGAUCUUCGCGAAUACUAUCUUCCUGCCUUCGUUUCUCAAGUUCUUCAGGCUGAAAUUGCGUCCUCAUCUUCAUCUUCGUCCUCUUCAUCUUGGUUUCUCUGCAACUCCGACCUUCUAUUCUACAAUGAAUACAUUCCUGUCUUGAAUUCGGAUGUCCCUCUCCAAUCUGAUCAGAUCUAUUUUGUGCUUCCUAAAUCAAAGCUUCAGCACAAGCUAACCUCUUCAGAUAUGGCAGCUUUGGCUGUCAAAGCUAGCUUAGCCCUUAAAAACUCCUCCAAGAAGGGCUCCCGUCGCGGCAAGAAUGCCCGGAUUUCUCCUGUUUUGUUAGUUAAUCCGGACCAUGACUACCAGGAACAUAAUGCUGUCAAGAAUAUCAGUUUUGAUCCGAAGCCAAAGCCAGCUGCAAAUCCACAGGUGAAACAACAACCAGCUGUUCCCAUUGGGAUUUCCAGAUCAGCUUCUGAGGCUAAGCCCAAAAUUGUUUUUCAUUGGAAUCGCCGACGAAAAAAAGGAAAGGGGAUGAGGUUGAGGAAAAGGCAAAAAGCUACUGCCUGCGUGCUACGGGCUACAUCACAAACAACAAAGAAAGGGGGGCCUGGGUCAAAUGCAAAAGUGAUCGAGGAGAAAUAUUUGGAUCGGAGCUAA
Messenger RNA from Dovyalis caffra, 732 nucleotides. The record is from the annotation of a GenBank genome assembly. Lineage: Eukaryota; Viridiplantae; Streptophyta; Magnoliopsida; Malpighiales; Salicaceae.